AUGUAUGUGAAAUGGUUUGAUACAGUAAUGUUUUACUAUGUGAUUUUAGUGUAUUUAGCGAAUGUCACUUUUUGUCAUUUUCAAAUGUCCCGCUGUUCCGUCCCCGUACGUCCCGACGUCGCAGGGGACGGAACCCAGAAGACAGAUGGACAUUGCCCCUUGGGGACACUGCAGGGGACAUCACGGGAGCGCAGGACAAGGUAAGUGAUCGAGGCAUCGCGGAGCAGCGCCACAUGGUAAGCCCGAGUGUAGCUCGGGGUUACCGCUUGUGCUACACUCAGGAAUACCGCCAGGGAGGCUACGUAA
Staurois parvus is the source of this 306-nucleotide messenger RNA. The record is from the annotation of a GenBank genome assembly. Lineage: Eukaryota; Metazoa; Chordata; Amphibia; Anura; Ranidae.